AUGUUCUGGGGUAGUGUACUUAAGGAAGGAAAACCUUACAAAACUCAGUCAGCUCUCGAAGAGAACGACUAUCCAGUCUUGCACUUGAGCAAUGUAGCUCUUCCCAAGAAUGCCUAGGGCGGCAAAGUUCACCUCUUGGCUUCAAUGGGCAAAGAACUGAAGGAUUUGACUCUGGCCACUCUCUAAAAAGACAAGGUUGAGACAGUCGCAUUAGAUAUCUAUAUCAAUAUUUCUCAGAAUGUGACUCUCUCAGUCUCUGGAGGAGAGCUCCACUUGAGUGGAUUCUUCGAACCACAAAGAGAGGAGAUGGACGAGAACAUGUUCUUAGACGAAGAGGAAGAGGAUGAGGAAGAUGAAGAGGUUGAAGUAACCGGUUCAAAAGUCAACCAAAGCCUCAAGCAAGCUAAGAUCAACGCCCAAAAGAAUGCAAAGGGAGGAGCUCCAUUAGAUUCAGACGAUGACGAUGAAGACGACGAUGAAGAUGAUCUAGACGAUGAAGAUUUAGAUGAGGAAGAUGAUGAAGAUUCAGAGGAAGAUGUUAAGCCAGUUCAAAAGCAAUAGGCAAAGCCAACUCAAGUUGCAGCAAAGCCACAAUAAACACAACCAGCUGCCAAACAAGCAACCCCAGUUGCUCAACCAACUAAACAACAAGCAUAAGCUAAAGCAGUCCCAUAAUAAAAAGCAAAACCAGCUUUCGGUAGCUCAGAUGAGGAAGAUGAUGAUGAGGACGAUGAAGAAGAUGCCGAUGAUCUCCUUGCCGACGACGAUGAUGAAGACGACGAAGACGAAGAUGAUGAGGAAGUCAACCUUGAGAAGCUUAUGCAAAACCAAGCCAGAAAACACUCAAACGACAGCUCAAACAAAAACAUCCAACCACCUCAAAAGAAAUAAAACACUGGAGCCCCAUAAGGAAACCAAUAAAAGAAUGGACAAUAAAACCAACAAAAACCCCAACAACAAUAAAACAAGCCCCAGGGUGGUCAAUAGCAAUAAAAGCCCCAACAACAAUAAUCACAACCAAACCAAAGUGGCAGCAAUAAAAAGAACAGAAGAAAGAACAAGAAUAAGAACAAGCACUGA
Messenger RNA from Stylonychia lemnae, 1080 nucleotides. Lineage: Eukaryota; Ciliophora; Spirotrichea; Sporadotrichida; Oxytrichidae. The record is from the annotation of a GenBank genome assembly.